AUGUAUUCAUCCCCCCUGAGUCAAUACUUUCUUGAUCCACCUAUCGCUGCAAUUACAGCUGCAAGUCUUGAACUGUCUGUGCUCACAUACCUCCUGCCACCCCUGCCCAGUUCAGCCAUUGAGGUCAAAAAGAUAGUGAAGGAGUACGAGCGAGCCGUCAUUUUCAGACUGGGACGGAUAUCAGACAGGAAACCAAAAGGACCAGGACUUUUCUUCGUCCUGCCCUGCACUGAUAACUUUGUGAAGGUCGAUCUGAGAACUGUGUCCUUUGACAUCCCUCCACAAGAGAUCCUGACCAAAGACUCGGUGACAGUGAGUGUGGACGGCGUGGUGUACUUUCGCAUAAACUGCCCCAUCUCAUCUGUGGCUAAUGUGUCCAACGCACACACAUCUACACGCCUGCUGGCUCAGACCACCCUGAGGAAUGUACUCGGCACCAAAAACCUGGCAGAGCUGCUGUCUGACAGAGAGGGAAUAUCACUCAGUAUGCAAGCAUCUCUAGAUGAAGCCACUGACCCAUGGGGCAUCAAGGUGGAGCGUGUGGAGAUAAAGGAUGUGAAGUUGCCUCAGCAGCUGCAGAGAGCCAUGGCAGCAGAAGCCGAGGCCAGCAGGGAGGCCAGAGCCAAGAUCAUUUCUGCAGAGGGAGAGAUGAAGGCCUCGCGGGCUCUGAAAGAAGCCUCUCUGGUUAUCGCUGAGGCGCCAUCUGCUCUGCAGCUGAGAUACCUGCAGACCCUCAACACCAUCGCAGCCGAGAAGAACUCCACCAUCAUAUUUCCCCUGCCGAUAGACAUGAUACAGUGCUUUAUGCAGAAAAAGUGAUGCCAGGAGUUCCAAUAAGGUCUUUUUAAAAUCAUAUUUACACUAUUAUUGUUUGUAUACAGUGUAACAGCUAUGAGCUUCUGUGUGUUCUGCUGACCUGCACUCUGCACCACACUAUUACUUUUUAGAAAAGCUUUCUAUUUUUACAGGAGCUUCAUGUCAUUGUAUACAAGAAAAGAAAAUAUAGAACAAUAUUAUUAUAUAUUAAAAGAUAUAUACACACAAGAA
This is a messenger RNA of Notolabrus celidotus (New Zealand spotty), 1047 nucleotides long. It is a transcript of the gene stoml3a, whose product is annotated as stomatin (EPB72)-like 3a. The coding region runs from base 1 to 819 and encodes 272 amino acids. Gene Ontology annotation, cellular component: plasma membrane. The transcript has 7 exons. The record is from RefSeq and is a predicted model, not a curated record. NCBI's taxonomy places the organism in Eukaryota, Metazoa, Chordata, Actinopteri, Labriformes, Labridae.